Messenger RNA from Amblyraja radiata (thorny skate), 1166 nucleotides. Its product is annotated as ARF interacting protein 2. Gene Ontology annotation, cellular component: trans-Golgi network membrane. The record is from RefSeq and is a predicted model, not a curated record. NCBI's taxonomy places the organism in Eukaryota, Metazoa, Chordata, Chondrichthyes, Rajiformes, Rajidae. Gene Ontology annotation, molecular function: protein domain specific binding; phospholipid binding. Gene Ontology annotation, biological process: regulation of Arp2/3 complex-mediated actin nucleation; intracellular protein transport. The coding region runs from base 77 to 1126 and encodes 349 amino acids. The transcript has 8 exons.
GCUGACAGGUGAAUGGAUGUCGUCACUUCCUGGCGGAGGUCCCGCUGCAGCUCGCGGGCCGGACUGGAUCUGAACAAUGACCGACGGGGUCAUGGGGAAAGCGGCCACCAUGGAGAUCGCCAUCAACAGCAACGGUGAUAGUGCCGAGCUGCCCGAGGACGACAGCCUGGAGCAGGACCUGCAGCAGGUGAUGGUGUCGGGCCCCAACCUGAACGAGACCAGCAUCGUGAGCGGUGGCUACGGUGCCCCCGCCGACGGGAUCAUCGCCACCGCCUCCAUCAAAGGCUGUGUUGCAGGGUCCAGUAACGUUCACCACUCCCAGAGCAACCCCGUCUCCACGGGUAACGAGGCAGCGCGCGGCAUCGCCGGGGAGAAGUUCGACGUGGUGAAGAAGUGGGGCAUGAACACGUAUAAGUGCACGAAGCAGAUGAUCUCGGAGCGGUUCGGCCGGGGGUCGCGCACGGUCGACCUGGAGCUGGAGACGCAGAUCGAGCUGCUCCGCGACACCAAGAGGAAGUACGAGAACGUGCUGCGUCUGGCGCGGGCGCUGACCGGUCACUUCUACAGUAUGGUGCAGACACAGCGCGCUCUGGGCGAGGCCUUCUCUGACCUCAGCCAGAAAUCCCCAGAGCUGCAGGAGGAGUUUGGCUACAACGCUGAGACCCAGAAGCUUCUGUGCAAGAACGGCGAGACUCUGCUGGGAGCGGUCAACUUCUUUGUGUCGAGCAUCAACACGCUGGUCAACAAGACCAUGGAGGACACGCUGCUGACCGUCAAACUCUUCGAGAGCGCCCGGCUGGAGUAUGAUGCCUACCGCACGGACCUGGAGGAGCUGAACCUGGGCCCACGUGACUCGUUGACCUUACCCAAGAUAGACCUGGCUCAGCAGCUCCACUCGCUGCACAAGGACAAGUACGAACGUCUACGCAACGACGUCACCAUCAAGCUGAAAUUCCUGGAGGAGAACAAGGUGAAGGUGAUGCACAAACAGCUGCUGCUGUUCCACAACGCUGUGUCCGCCUACUUUGCGGGGAACCAGCAGCAGUUGGAGCUGACACUGAAACAGUUCAACGUGAAGGUGAAGGUGCCGAGCUCGGACAAGCCGUCGUGGCUGGAGGAACAGUGAGGGGGGGGGGGGGCGUCCACAUUAAACACACAAACACACA